Molecule: messenger RNA, 2554 nt
Organism: Myotis brandtii (Brandt's bat)
Lineage: Eukaryota; Metazoa; Chordata; Mammalia; Chiroptera; Vespertilionidae
Gene: TLR6
Product: toll-like receptor 6
Exons: 2
Coding region: 157-2547 (796 amino acids)
Biological process (GO): inflammatory response; toll-like receptor signaling pathway; cellular response to diacyl bacterial lipopeptide
Cellular component (GO): Toll-like receptor 2-Toll-like receptor 6 protein complex; membrane
Molecular function (GO): transmembrane signaling receptor activity; Toll-like receptor 2 binding; lipopeptide binding
Source: RefSeq, a predicted model, not a curated record
UGCUUUACUUAAACUAAGGACUUCCACUUUGUCAAGCACUUAUUUUUCCGCCUUUAGACGUUGUUUCCUUCUGAGAAAGAAAUCUGGGAUUUGGAUGCAUAUCAAGAUGCUCUGAAGAACAGUGACAGCCCUUCGGGGGAUAGCUGCUUCAACAUCAUGACCAAGGACAAAGAACCCAUUGUCAGGAGCUUUCAUUUUGUUUGCAUGAUAACCUUAAUAUUUGGAACCAUAAUCCAGUUCUCUGCUGAAAGUGAAUUUGCAGUAAAUGAGUCAAACAAAGGCCUUACUCAUGUUCCAAAAGGCCUGCCACCCAAAACCAUAGUCUUAGAUAUGUCUCAAAACUACAUAUCUGAGCUUCACCUCUCUGACAUCAGCUUUCUUUCGGGACUCAGAGUUUUGAAGCUUUCCCAUAAUAGACUCCAGUACCUUGAUAUUAGUAUUUUCAAGUUCAACCAGGAUUUGGAAUACUUGGAUUUAUCGCACAAUCAGUUGCAGAAGAUAUCCUGCCAUGCUGUCACCAGUCUCAAGCAUUUAGACCUCUCAUUCAAUGACUUCGAUGCCCUGCCCAUCUGUGAGGAAUUUGGCAACUUGACUCAACUGAAUUUCUUGGGAUUAAGUGCUAAACAUUUACAACAAUUAGAUCUGCUACCGGUUGCUCACUUGCAUCUAAGUGGCAUCCUUCUGGAGUUGGAAGGUUAUUAUGUGAAAGAACAUGAGACAGAAAGUCUUCAAAUUCUGAAUACAAAAUCACUUCACCUCGUUUUUCACCCAAAUAAUUUCUUCUCUGUCCAAGCAAACAUAUCAGUUAAUAAUGUAGGGUGUUUACAACUGAGUAAUAUUAGACUGAAGGAUGAGAACUGUCACAUUUUAAUUACAUUUUUAUCAGAACUAACUAGAGGUCCAAACUUAGUAAAUAUUACCCUCAACCAUGUGGAAACAACUUGGAAAUGUUUGGUUAGAGUUUUUCAAUUCCUUUGGCCCAAACCUGUAGAAUAUCUCAGUAUUUACAAUGCAACAAUAGUUGAAAAGAUUGAUAAAGAAGAUUUUACGUAUUCUGAAACAUCAUUGAAAGCGUUGAAAAUUGAACAUAUUACAAACAAAGUUUUUCUUUUUUCACAGACAGUAUUAUACACUGUGCUUUCUGAGAUGAACAUUAUGAUGUUAACCAUAUCAGACACACCUUUUAUACACAUGCUUUGUCCUCAAGCACCAAGCACAUUUAAGUUUUUAAACUUUACCCAGAAUGUUUUGACUGAUAGUAUUUUCCAAGAAUGCUCCACUUUAGUUAGAUUGGAGACAUUGAUCUUACAAAAGAAUGAAUUAAAAGACCUUUUCAAAGUAGGUCUCAUGACUAAGGAUAUGCCAUCUUUGGAAAUGCUGGAUGUGAGCUGGAAUUCUUUGGAAUAUGAUGGACGCAACAGAAAUUGCACUUGGGCUGAGAGAAUAGAGGUGUUAAAUUUGUCUUCAAAUAUACUCACUGACUCUGUUUUCAGAUGUUUACCUCCCAGGCUCAGGGUUCUUGAUCUUCACAGUAAUAGAAUAACAAGUAUCCCUGAAAAUGUCAUCCGUCUGGAAGCUUUGCAAGAACUCAAUGUUGCUUCCAAUUCUUUAGCCCACCUUCCUGGAUGUGAUUCCUUCAGCAGCCUCUCUGUGCUGAUCAUUGACUAUAAUUCAAUUUCCAACCCAUCAGCUCAUUUCUUCCAGAGCUGCCAGAAGAUUAGGUCCAUAAACGCAGGAAACAAUCCAUUCCAAUGUACAUGUGAGCUCAGAGAAUUUAUCCGAAGUAUAGGCCAAGUUUCCAGUGAAGUGGUAGAGGGUUGGCCUGACUCUUAUAAGUGUGACUAUCCAGAAAGCUAUAAGGGAACCCUACUAAAGGACUUUCAUGUGUCUCCAUUAUCCUGCAACACAGCUCUGCUGAUUGUCACCAUUGGGGUCACUGGGCUGGUGUUGGCUGUCGCCGUGACUGUCCUCUGUGUCUAUUUCGAUCUGCCCUGGUAUCUCAGGAUGGUGUGUCAGUGGACCCAGACCCGACACAGGGCCAGGAACACACCUUUACACAAACUCCAAAGAACUCUUCAGUUCCAUGCCUUUAUUUCGUACAGUGAACACGAUUCUGCCUGGGUGAAGAAUGAAUUACUACCAAACCUAGAAAAAGAAGAUAUACGGAUCUGUCUGCAUGAGAGAAACUUUGUUCCUGGCAAGAGCAUUGUGGAAAAUAUCAUAAACUGUAUUGAGAAAAGUUACAAGUCCAUCUUUGUUUUGUCUCCCAACUUUGUUCAGAGCGAGUGGUGCCAUUAUGAACUCUACUUUGCCCACCACAAUCUCUUUCAUGAAGGAUCUAAUAACUUAAUUCUGAUCUUGCUGGACCCCAUUCCACAGAACAGCAUUCCUAGCAAGUAUCACAAGCUGAAGGCCCUCAUGGCACAACGAACUUAUUUGGAAUGGCCGAAGGAGAAAAGCAAACAUGGACUUUUUUGGGCUAACAUCAGAGCUGCUUUUAAUGUGAAAUUAACACUAACCACUGAAAACAAUGACGUGAAAACUUAAAAAAAAA